Molecule: messenger RNA, 1350 nt
Organism: Fomitopsis serialis
Lineage: Eukaryota; Fungi; Basidiomycota; Agaricomycetes; Polyporales; Fomitopsidaceae
Exons: 1
Coding region: 250-1101 (283 amino acids)
Source: RefSeq, a predicted model, not a curated record
CAAAUCAAAACGCGCUCAGCCCACGCCACAAACCCGCGUGACCGUACUUACCAGCAACAAGCGCCGGACGCACUGCGCGACUCGGGUUCGGACGUGCUGCUGGUACCGCUCACCACAACUGUUUCCUUGCUACCACCGAAACUACGCAUCAAGACACUCGCGCCGCGCCCUGCCACGAUGGCCUUGCUGGGAGUCGAGGGUAACGAAAUUGGAAGGAUAGGCUGUGCGGCGAAUGGAGAUAUUUAAGGCAUGCAGGCGCGUACAUCCGGGUCCAGUACAUACAUACGUCGCCAUUUGACGAUAUAUGCUCAGAUCACACCCUGCUUCGCAUCUGUCACUGGUUCCUCUGCCAGCGGGUUCAAUAACGCCGCCGUGCCUGCUCACCUACGUACAUGGCCUGUAGUCCGCCGACUCGUUCGCUCGCGUACCCGCCUGUCUCCGCAUUGCUCUUCCGCCCACCCUCUCGCUCGCCCAUCUGCCAGUGUGCGUGCACCCGUCCUCUCGCCCGUACCUCCUCUCACCCGUACCUCCUCGCCCGUACCUCUUCUCGUCCUCUCACCCUCUCGUCCUCUCGCUCGCUCGCCCGCCCGUUUGCUUGUCCGCUCACCCUCUCGCCCGUCCAUCUGCAUGUGCACCCAUAUUCCCUUCCUCUCGUCCGUUCGUCCUCUCGCCCGCCCAUCUUGUCCGCCCAUCCUUUCGUGCGGCGCCCACUGCCUCCUGCCAUUCAGUACACCACUCGUCAAGACACUCGUGCCGCGCCAACCACAUAUCCGAUGCGUGCCGCGGGCUUGUCAGACCACCGACUGUCGAACACUCGCUGACAUGCCCACUGGCGCUUCGGAGACAACGAACGCGAAGACUACCGCGCCGUCUCCUCGGGCAUCGUCCAGCUUGCGACGGCGCCCGCCCUCGGGAUACAUGCGCACGACAUCCCGCCAACCUGGCCAUCGCGCAGCGAGCGUGCGAGCGACGCGCCGUGCCAGCAACUUGCCGCCCGGUGUCGCUAGGAUGCCAGCGCAGGCCCCGACCACCAUCCCAGGGCGUUCCAAGGUCACCAGCAACACGAGCGUCACUACGGCACGUCCCAGGAUACACCGUUGACGGUAGAGAGCAGGAAACGAGGGGUUGAACGGCCGAGAGGGCUCCACCAGGUAAAUGACCAGCCACACUCCGCUGCGCCGCCCCCUACCGCCUCUUGGACGCACGCAAUGCGUUCCGCGGGCGUUCCGUGCACGUCAGACGACCCUGCCCUACGGCCUGCCCGCCACAUCACCGCCUUCCAGCCCAACCGCAGCUCCCCUACCUCGUUGCGCCGCCCUCGACCACCUCGGACGCCCCAAACGCGUGCCG